AUGGAUAUUUUUGAAGUAAUUGGUAUCUUAGAAGCGCUGAAAGAGGAUAAAAGGAAGCACUGGGUUCACCCAUUAUACAAGAAAAGGUUGAGCAUUGGACAAUUUCACACUCUUUAUCCAGAACUAAGGAAACAUCCAGAAAAAUUUUACGACUAUUUCAAUAUGACUUCUCAUACAUUUGAUGAAUUGCUUAAAUCUAUAACCCAGUACAUAGCUAAAAAUAAUAUCACAAGAGAUACAUUAUGUCCCGAAGAACGGCUUACUAUAACUUUGAGAUUCUUGUCAAGUGGACUAAGUUACAGAAAAAUUGCACAAGAGUUUCUUGUUGGAAAAUCGACGGUAUCGAAAAUAAUAAGUGAAACUGCAUGCAUUAUAUGGGAUAUUUUACAGCCACAGGAAAUGCCGGAACCUUCUGAAGAAUUGUGGCUAGAAAUAGCAAAACGAUAUUAUAAAAAAACCAACUAUCCUAAUUGUAUAGGAUCUAUCGAUGGCAAGCAUAUCCGUAUUAGAAAACCACCAAAAAGUGGGUCUAACUAUUUUAAUUAUAAGAAGUUCUUCUCAAUUGUUCUGUUAGCCGUAGCAGAUGCAAACUGUUCUUUUAUAGCUAUUGAUGUAGGUGCUUGCGGACGAAAUGCUGACAGUAAUAUAUUUAAAGAAAGUGGUUUUGGCAAAAAAUUGGCGUGUGGGUCUCUGAAGAUUCCUAACUCAACUAAAUUGCCUAAUUCAAAUGGAUUGCCCCAACCUUUCGUGUUUCUUGGAGAUGAGGCAUUUGGAUAACAAAAGCAUAUCUUGAGGCCUUUUCCUAAUAAAAGUUUAAAUAAGGAAGAGCGAAUUUACAAUUAUCGUCAUAGUCGAGCUAGGAGAUGCGUGGAAUGUGCAUUCGGCAUCCUAACAAGCAAAUGGAGAGUUCUGCAUACACCGAUCGCUACUAAUGUGAAUACAACCAUCGCUAUCGUAAAAGCCGUUUGUAUUUUACAUAAUUUUGUCAUAGCAAGAGAACAAGCACAAUAUGCACAUAUUUCGCGACGUACCUCAACAACUCUUACAAGUUCAAGGAGCCAAAUUAUUACUGUAUCAAAUUCUGGAAAAACAACAAGAGAAAACUUUAAAAACUAUUUUCUUAACGAAGGAAAGCUAUCCUGGCAAGAGAAAUAUUUGUAAGUUGUAGCUACAGGAAGAAAUAGUGUAACGGAGUGUGUAAAGCCGUAAAUACUAUGUAAAUUAUGAUACUUUGUUUUAUGUAGUGAGUGAUACAAGUAUAUUGUUGAAUAAAUAAUAAAUUCAUUAGAAUGGAA
Bicyclus anynana (squinting bush brown) is the source of this 1295-nucleotide messenger RNA. RefSeq lists its product as uncharacterized. The transcript is spliced from 2 exons. Bases 1 to 777 code for a protein of 258 amino acids. The record is from RefSeq and is a predicted model, not a curated record. Lineage: Eukaryota; Metazoa; Arthropoda; Insecta; Lepidoptera; Nymphalidae.